AAUGCCUACAUAACCUUCACAUAAAAUAGGAAAAAUAUAAAAUAUAUCCGGUCAAAAUAUAAACAAAUGAGUUAUUAUAAUUGGAUAAUUAAUUAUUGAAUACAUUUAUCAGUUAAUUAAGUUAAUAAUUAUUGUGUUAUUGUUUAAAUGUAUAAAAGUGAAUUUCCGCGUGUUAGUGAUGAAAUUUUUUAUUAAACUUUUUAUUUUAUUGUGAAUAAUUUAAUUAAUUAGUGAUAAUAAAUAAUCAAUUGAAGAAUAGUAAUUUUGAAAGAUAAUAAUAUGUAUAAAUUAGUGAUAGAAAUUGAUAAAGUGAUUAAUUGUCAAUCGAAUGGUGAAAAAACGAAGGCAAUAAAUGAAAGUGCUGACUCGGGAGUUGAAAAAUCUGCUGCAAUUAUUUUAAAUUCAGCGUUUUGUGAUAAUAAAAAUAAUUUAAAUAAAACAAGUAAUUUUGUCAUAAAGAUUAAUAAUAAAAAAGAAGAUAAUGAAGAUGAAAAAUUAUAUGAAACUGAAGAAAUAAAUGGAAAUGUUAAAAAAGUAAAUAUAGUAGUAGAAAAAGGAGAAAAAAAGGAAGAAGAAAUAAAUGAAAAAUUUGAAGAAGUAGAUUUAGAAGAAAAAAUAGAAGAUUAUGAAGAAGAAGAAAGGGGAAAAGAAGAAGAUAAAGGAGAAAAAUCAGAAGAAACGGAAGAAGAAAUUACAGAAUUUUUCGAAGUAAAUAUAGUAGAUGAAGAAGUUAAUAAAAAAGCUGGAGAAGUAAACAUACGAGAUAAAGAAGAAACAAUUAAAGCUUUUCUUGAAACGAAAGAUGAUAAAAAAGCGUAUGUUAAUAAUGAUAAGAGUAAUAAAUUACUUGGAUUUAAAUGCCAUCUAUGUCAGAAAGCGUUUCUUGACGAAGAUGAUGUUAAGAUUCAUAAAAAAGAAGUUCAUCCUAAAAUUAAGAAAUGGAGAAAUUAUAAAAAAAAUAUCGCAGUAAAUAACAAUAAUUAUAAUUGUGAGAUUUGCAAAGUGGAUUUUCAUGAUAAGUCGCUGUAUGACGAAGAUUCUCUUGAGCACGAAGAAAAAUUAGCAGCUGUUGAAGAAAUCGUCGAAGUUCAAAAUAAACUGAUAGGUUUAACGAACUCAUUACCAGGUCAAGAUAUUUUGAAGUGUAGGAUUUGUAAGAUGGCGUUUAGUUCAUCAGGUAAACUUGAUGAACAUAUUAAUUAUUGUGCAGGUGAAAGAAAAGAUAAAUGGGAGUGUAUUAUUUGUCAUAACUUAUACGAAACUCAUCAACUGCUGUAUGCUCACUUUGAAGAUCAUGACGAUACGACUCGUCACUGACAUAUUUGUCAUAGAACUUUUGAUAGUUGAUAGAUUUCAUAGUUUUCAUAGAUAAUUUACUCAUAAAUAAGUGUCUUUAGGAAUUUUAUUAGUAUAACUAUUUAUAUUCCUUUAAAUUCUCAAUUAUUUAUUUCUUUAAAAAGUUAUUGUUGAUCAUUUUUCAUAACUUAGUCCAUAUUUUUUUUUAUAAU
Messenger RNA from Microplitis demolitor, 1508 nucleotides. Its product is annotated as cilia- and flagella-associated protein 251. Lineage: Eukaryota; Metazoa; Arthropoda; Insecta; Hymenoptera; Braconidae. The transcript has 2 exons. The record is from RefSeq and is a predicted model, not a curated record. Gene Ontology annotation, cellular component: nucleus. The coding region runs from base 280 to 1317 and encodes 345 amino acids.